AUUUUCUUAUUUUCUGUUCACAGCGCGAUCCCGAAGCUGAGAACUCUAUAGUCCAUAUACCAUACAACGAUCCCCCCAAAAUUUAGCACAAGUAAGAAAAGAAUCUUUUUCCAUGAGUUUUCCUCACUUUCUGCCUAUCCAAACACUCCCCCCUAAUCCCCAAAACCUCACUGAUUCCGUGUGACUCCGAGUAAUCAGACCUCCGUCCUCUAGUGUUGUUUAGCGAGUGAUGGCGGAGGAGGGGGGAUCGGAGAUCAAUGUAGGGAUGGGCCAGGCCUCUAUUGACUCCACCGAAUCGCGCUGGGUGUUCCAGGACGAGGACGACUCGGAGAUCGACGACGACGACGACGUUUCGCAGCGCUCUGUGGCGGCUGGAGGAUUGGACUCGGAGGACGAGGACGAUAAUGCGGAGCAGAGACUGAUUCGCACCGGGCCGCGCAUCGACUCUUUCGAUGUGGAGGCUCUCGAGGUCCCUGGCGCGCUCAGAAAUGACUACGAGGUAGAGGACUUCAGUAUGGGAAGGAGAAUUACACUUGCUUUUCAGACCCUUGGGGUUGUCUUUGGUGAUGUUGGAACAAGUCCGUUAUAUACCUUCAGUGUGAUGUUCAGCAAGGCACCAAUCAAUGGAGAUGAAGAUGUUAUUGGAGCAUUAUCACUAGUCCUAUACACCUUAAUCUUGAUCCCUCUGGUCAAGUAUGUCCUUGUUGUUCUUUGGGCCAAUGAUGAUGGUGAAGGUGGUACCUUUGCUUUGUACUCGUUGAUUUGUCGACAUGCUAAGGUCAGUCUUCUCCCAAAUCAGCUUCCAUCGGAUGCCCGUAUUUCAAGUUUCAGGCUAAAGGUGCCAUCGCCUGAGCUUGAGAGAUCACUAAAAAUCAAGGAAAGACUUGAGACUUCACUGGCUAUGAAAAAGCUUCUUUUGAUGUUAGUUCUUGCCGGUACUUCGAUGGUGAUAGCUGAUGGGGUUGUCACACCAGCGAUGUCAGUAACCUCAGCUGUUGGUGGUCUAAAAGUUGGAGUAGAUGCCAUCGAGCAAGAUCAAGUGAUGAUGAUUUCGGUUGCCUGUCUUGUGAUUUUGUUCAGCGUGCAGAAGUUUGGGACAAGUAAAGUGGGACUCGUUGUAGGCCCUGCUUUAUUCAUUUGGUUUUGUUCUCUCGCGGGCUUUGGUAUUUACAAUCUUGUUAAAUAUGACAGCAGUGUCUUGAAGGCAUUUAAUCCUGUUCACAUCUAUUAUUUCUUUGAGAGGAACUCAACUAAGGCUUGGUAUGCUCUUGGAGGUUGUCUCCUCUGUGCAACAGGUUCCGAAGCAAUGUUUGCAGAUCUUUGCUAUUUUUCUGUGCGAUCAGUUCAGCUUACAUUCGUAUUUCUUGUCUUGCCUUGCCUUCUUUUGGGUUAUUUGGGUCAAGCUGCGUACCUUUUGAACAAUCACGCUGAUGUCGAGCAAGCUUUCUUUUCUUCAAUUCCAAGUGGUUUUUUCUGGCCAGUCUUUAUCAUUGCUAACAUUGCUGCAUUAAUUGCCAGUCGGGCAAUGACAACAGCCACAUUUUCAUGCAUAAAACAAUCGACAGCACUUGGUUGUUUCCCUCGUCUUAAAAUCAUUCAUACCUCUCGGAAAUUCAUGGGCCAGAUUUAUAUCCCUAUCAUAAACUGGUUUUUGCUGGCAGUUUGCGUGGUGUUUGUCUGCUGUAUCUCAAGCAUUGAUGAGAUCGGAAAUGCAUAUGGCAUUGCUGAGUUAGGAGUAAUGAUGAUGACAACAAUUUUAGUAACCAUUGUUAUGCUGCUUAUAUGGCAGAUAAACAUUGUAAUUGUGCUUAUUUUUGCGGUAUUUUUCUUGGGGUUAGAAUUGACGUUCUUCUCAUCAGUUUUGUGGAGUGUUACAGAUGGAAGUUGGAUAAUAUUGGUUUUUGCUGUGGUUAUGUUUUUUAUUAUGUAUAUCUGGAAUUAUGGAAGCAAGCUUAAGUAUGAAACUGAAGUUAAGCAAAAACUAUCAAUGGAUUUGAUGAGGCAAUUGGGUUGCAAUCUCGGGACAAUAAGAGCUCCUGGCAUCGGUUUACUCUAUAAUGAGCUGGUGAAAGGAAUACCAGCAAUUUUUGGCCAUUUUUUGACAACUCUCCCAGCAAUCCACUCUAUGAUAAUAUUUGUCUGUAUCAAGUAUGUUCCUGUUCCUGUAGUGCCUCAGAGUGAAAGGUUCCUUUUCCGGCGAGUCUGCCCAAAGAGCUACCAUAUAUUCCGUUGCAUUGCCAGGUAUGGCUAUAAAGAUGCACGCAAAGAAAAUCACCAGACAUUUGAGCAGCUGCUGAUUGAGAGCCUUGAGAAGUUCAUUCGCCGUGAAGCUCAGGAACGAUCAUUGGAGAGUGAUGGGGAUGGUGAUACAGAUUCUGAGGACGGGUUGUCUUGCUCAAGGGUUCUUAUAGCUCCCAAUGGUAGUGUUUAUUCGCUGGGUGUUCCUCUCCUAGCUGACUUCAAGGAUACAAGCAAGCCCAUCUCGGAAGCAAGCACGUCAGAGGAGGUGAGACCAGUCGUGCCUCCGGCAGACCCAGCAAUGCCUGAUGCAGAGCAGAGUCUUGAGAGAGAGCUGUCUUUUAUACGCAAGGCUAAAGAAUCCGGGGUAGUUUAUCUUCUUGGUCAUGGAGAUAUUAGAGCGAGAAAAGAUUCGUGGUUUAUUAAGAAGCUAAUCAUAAAUUACUUCUAUGCUUUCUUGAGAAAGAACUGCAGAAGGGGAAUUGCGAAUUUGAGUGUGCCCCACUCGAACCUAAUGCAGGUUGGCAUGACAUACAUGGUUUGACGGUGGAUUUUCAAUUGAUUGGACACUUAAAAGGGUUGACAUAAGGAAGGGUUUUCUGGCAUGCUCUGAUGUUGAUGCAAACCACGUUCCUAAAAUGAACACAUUUUUGCACUCUUCUCGUGAUUAUGGCAUGGCCUUUGGAUCUACCCAAUCGUAGACAUUUUUUUGUCUAUCUCGCUCGCCGAUCAGAAAGCUUUUGUAGUGUUAUUUCUUCUUGGGUUGCCUUGUAGUAUUAUUGAUUUUGGGUCAUGCAUACAAAAUCAACUCGUGUAAUUACGAUUGCAUAAUUCCACUGCAAAUUGUUUGACCUCAAAUGACGUUGGACUCCCAUAGUUGUACGCCUCACAUCAAACUUCUUUGACCUCCUCUCAAGAUUUUGUUCUUUUUGUAACAAUUUCUAAAUGAUACCCUUUUCUUA
Alnus glutinosa is the source of this 3200-nucleotide messenger RNA. Its product is annotated as potassium transporter 7-like. Gene Ontology annotation, biological process: potassium ion transmembrane transport. Gene Ontology annotation, cellular component: vacuolar membrane; plant-type vacuole. The record is from RefSeq and is a predicted model, not a curated record. The transcript has 10 exons. Lineage: Eukaryota; Viridiplantae; Streptophyta; Magnoliopsida; Fagales; Betulaceae. Gene Ontology annotation, molecular function: potassium ion transmembrane transporter activity. The coding region runs from base 230 to 2782 and encodes 850 amino acids.